GCCCCGCCCCGGCGCGAGGCAAGACGGGAAAGUCAAGAUGGACGCGUCCAUUUGAACGUCUCGCACGCCUUCCUGCCAUUAGCACUCGAGCCCGCUGCUGUUGCCCGUUCUUCCUCCGGAACAGGGGAGGGAGAGGGAAUGAGAAGCUGCUGCGGCCGAAGAGUCACUGUGUCGGACCCCGCCGCUGCCCUCGGGCCUCCUCGGCCCCUGCGCCUCCGGGGAGCAGCCGGGGCUCGCCGCGCCUGACGCGUCCCGAGUUAUACAGGUGCGGGCGCCGUACCGCAGCACUUGGUGGUCUGUCGCGCGCCGCGUGACUCUCGCACCUGUCCCGAGGCCGAGCCUCCCCUGGUGGCCGCAGAAAUAAUGUUGAUAUUUGGAACCCAUGUCGAACUUCUAUGAAGAAAGGACAACGAUGAUUGCAGCAAGGGAUUUGCAGGAAUUUGUUCCUUUUGGUCGAGACCACUGCAAGCACCACCCUAAUGCUUUGAACCUUCAACUUCGCCAGCUGCAGCCAGCUUCUGAAUUAUGGUCUUCUGAUGGUGCUGCUGGCUUGGUGGGAUCCCUUCAGGAGGUUACAAUCCACGAGAAACAGAAGGAAAGCUGGCAGUUAAGGAAAGGAGUAAGUGAAAUUGGAGAAGAUGUGGACUAUGAUGAGGAACUCUAUGUUGCUGGAAAUAUGGUGAUAUGGAGCAAAGGAAGUAAAAGCCAGGCAUUGGCAGUUUAUAAAGCAUUUACAGUUGACAGUCCUGUUCAGCAGGCAUUGUGGUGUGACUUCAUUAUAUCACAGGAUAAGUCUGAAAAGGCCUACAGUAGCAGUGAAGUAGAAAAAUGCAUAUGUAUAUUGCAAAGCUCAUGUAUUAACAUGCAUAGCAUAGAAGGAAAGGAUUACAUAGCUUCAUUGCCAUUUCAGGUUGCAAAUGUUUGGCCCACUAAAUAUGGAUUGUUGUUUGAACGAAGCGCUUCUUCACAUGAAGUACCUCCAGGUUCACCCAGAGAACCUUUACCUACUAUGUUCAGCAUGCUGCACCCACUAGAUGAAAUAACUCCACUUGUUUGUAAAUCUGGAAGUCUUUUUGGUUCAUCACGGGUGCAAUAUGUUGUAGAUCAUGCAAUGAAAAUUGUUUUCCUCAAUACUGACCCCUCUAUUGUAAUGACUUAUGAUGCUGUUCAAAAUGUGCAUUCUGUGUGGACUCUCCGGAGAGUCAAAUCAGAGGAAGAGAAUGUUGUUUUAAAGUUCUCUGAACAGGGGGGAACCCCACAGAAUGUGGCCACUAGCAGCUCCCUCACAGCACAUCUCAGAAGCCUCUCCAAAGGAGAUUCCCCUGUGACUUCACCUUUCCAGAAUUACUCAUCCAUUCACAGCCAGAGUCGCUCAACCUCAUCACCCAGUCUACAUUCUCGCUCACCUUCUAUUUCCAACAUGGCAGCUCUAAGUCGUGCUCAUUCUCCUGCGUUAGGAGUGCACUCUUUUUCAGGGGUGCAAAGGUUCAACAUUUCAAGCCAUAAUCAGUCUCCAAAGAGACAUAGUAUUUCUCAUUCUCCAAAUAGUAAUUCUAAUGGCUCCUUUCUUGCACCAGAAACGGAGCCAAUUGUUCCUGAACUGUGUAUUGACCAUUUGUGGACAGAAACGAUUACUAAUAUAAGAGAGAAAAAUUCACAAGCCUCAAAAGUGUUUAUUACAUCUGACCUAUGUGGGCAAAAGUUCCUGUGCUUUUUAGUAGAGUCCCAGCUCCAGUUACGCUGUGUAAAGUUUCAGGAGAGUAAUGAUAAAACUCAGCUCAUCUUUGGUUCAGUGACCAACAUACCAGCAAAGGAUGCAGCACCAGUGGAGAAAAUAGACACCAUGCUGGUCUUGGAAGGCAGUGGAAACCUGGUGCUAUACACAGGAGUGGUUCGGGUGGGAAAGGUUUUUAUUCCUGGACUGCCAGCUCCCUCUCUGACGAUGUCCAACACAAUGCCUCGGCCCAGUACUCCACUUGAUGGCGUUUGUACUCCAAAGCCUCUUAGUAAACUCCUUGGAUCAUUGGACGAGGUUGUUCUGUUGUCCCCAGUUCCAGAACUGAGGGAUUCUUCAAAACUUCAUGAUUCUCUCUAUAAUGAGGAUUGUACUUUCCAACAGCUUGGAACUUACAUUCAUUCUAUCAGAGAUCCUGUCCAUAACAGAGUCACCCUAGAACUGAGUAAUGGCUCCAUGGUUAGGAUCACUAUUCCUGAAAUUGCCACCUCUGAGUUAGUACAAACGUGUUUGCAAGCAAUUAAGUUUAUCCUGCCAAAAGAAAUAGCAGUUCAGAUGCUUGUCAAGUGGUACAAUGUCCACAGUGCUCCAGGAGGACCCAGUUAUCACUCAGAGUGGAAUUUAUUUGUGACUUGUCUCAUGAACAUGAUGGGUUAUAACACAGACCGCUUAGCAUGGACUAGAAAUUUUGACUUUGAAGGAUCACUUUCUCCUGUCAUUGCGCCCAAAAAAGCAAGGCCUUCCGAGACUGGAUCUGAUGAUGACUGGGAAUAUUUACUAAAUUCAGACUACCACCAGAAUGUUGAGUCUCAUCUUUUGAACAGAUCUUUAUGUCUGAGUCCUUCAGAAGCUUCACAGAUGAAGGAUGAGGAUUUUUCACAGAAUCUCAGUCUGGAUUCUUCUACACUUCUCUUUACUCACAUACCUGCAAUUUUUUUCGUUCUUCACCUUGUGUAUGAGGAGCUUAAGUUGAAUACUCUAAUGGGAGAAGGAAUUUGUUCACUUGUUGAACUUCUCGUUCAGUUGGCAAGGGACUUAAAAUUGGGGCCUUAUGUAGAUCAUUACUAUAGAGACUACCCAACGCUUGUCAGAACUACUGGACAAGUGUGCACAAUUGAUCCAGGUCAAACAGGAUUUAUGCAUCAUCCAUCAUUUUUUACAUCUGAGCCACCAAGUAUUUAUCAGUGGGUGAGUUCUUGUCUGAAGGGUGAAGGAAUGCCACCUUAUCCUUACCUCCCUGGAAUCUGUGAAAGAAGCAGACUUGUAGUCUUGAGUAUUGCACUGUACAUACUUGGUGAUGAGAGCUCGGUUUCUGAUGAAUCCUCACAGUAUUUAACCAGAAUAACUAUAGCCCCCCAGAAGUUGCAAGUAGAACAAGAGGAAAACAGGUUUAGUUUCAGGCAUUCUACAUCUGUUUCUAGUCUAGCUGAAAGAUUGGUUGUCUGGAUGACUAAUGUAGGAUUCACUUUAAGAGAUUUGGAAACUCUUCCCUUUGGAAUUGCUCUUCCCAUCAGAGAUGCAAUUUAUCACUGUCGUGAGCAGCCUGCCUCAGACUGGCCAGAAGCUGUCUGUCUCUUGAUUGGACGUCAGGAUCUUUCCAAGCAGGCCUGCGAAGGAAACUUACCCAAAGGGAAGUCUGUGCUCUCAUCAGAUGUUCCUUCAGGAACAGAAACUGAGGAGGAAGAUGAUGGCAUGAAUGACAUGAAUCACGAGGUCAUGUCAUUAAUAUGGAGUGAAGAUUUAAGGGUGCAGGAUGUGCGAAGGCUUCUUCAGAGUGCGCAUCCUGUCCGUGUCAACGUAGUGCAGUACCCAGAGCUCAGUGACCACGAGUUCAUUGAGGAAAAGGAAAACAGAUUGCUCCAAUUGUGUCAGCGAACUAUGGCUCUUCCUGUAGGACGAGGAAUGUUUACCUUGUUUUCGUACCAUCCUGUUCCAACAGAGCCAUUGCCUAUUCCUAAAUUGAAUCUGACUGGGCGUGCCCCUCCUCGGAACACAACAGUAGACCUUAAUAGUGGAAACAUCGAUGUGCCUCCCAACAUGACAAGCUGGGCCAGCUUUCAUAAUGGUGUGGCUGCUGGCCUGAAGAUAGCUCCUGCCUCCCAGAUCGACUCAGCUUGGAUUGUUUACAAUAAGCCCAAGCAUGCUGAGUUAGCCAAUGAGUAUGCUGGCUUUCUCAUGGCUCUGGGUUUGAAUGGGCACCUUACCAAGCUGGCGACUCUCAAUAUCCAUGACUACUUGACCAAGGGCCAUGAAAUGACAAGCAUUGGACUGCUACUUGGUGUUUCUGCUGCAAAACUAGGCACCAUGGAUAUGUCUAUUACUCGGCUUCUUAGCAUUCACAUUCCUGCUCUCUUACCCCCAACGUCCACAGAGCUGGAUGUUCCUCACAAUGUCCAAGUGGCUGCAGUGGUUGGCAUUGGCCUUGUAUAUCAAGGGACAGCUCACAGACAUACUGCAGAAGUCCUGUUGGCUGAGAUAGGACGGCCUCCUGGUCCUGAAAUGGAAUACUGCACUGACAGAGAGUCAUACUCCUUAGCUGCUGGCUUGGCCCUGGGCAUGGUCUGCUUGGGGCAUGGCAGCAAUUUGAUAGGUAUGUCUGAUCUCAAUGUGCCUGAGCAGCUCUAUCAGUACAUGGUUGGAGGACAUAGGCGCUUUCAAACAGGAAUGCAUAGGGAGAAACAUAAAUCACCAAGUUAUCAAAUCAAAGAAGGAGAUACCAUAAAUGUGGAUGUGACUUGUCCAGGUGCUACUCUAGCUUUGGCUAUGAUCUACUUAAAAACCAAUAACAGAUCUAUUGCAGAUUGGCUCCGAGCCCCUGACACCAUGUAUUUGUUGGACUUUGUGAAGCCAGAAUUUCUCUUGCUUAGGACACUUGCUCGAUGCCUGAUUUUGUGGGAUGAUAUUUUACCAAAUUCCAAGUGGGUUGACAGCAAUGUUCCUCAAAUUAUAAGAGAAAAUAGUAUCUCUCUCAGUGAAAUCGAAUUGCCGUGCUCAGAGGAUUUGAAUUUGGAAACUUUGUCCCAAGCACAUGUCUACAUAAUUGCAGGAGCCUGUUUGUCUCUGGGUUUUCGAUUUGCUGGCUCAGAAAACUUAUCAGCAUUUAACUGUUUGCAUAAAUUUGCCAAAGAUUUUAUGACUUAUUUGUCUGCACCUAAUGCUUCUGUUACAGGUCCUUAUAACCUAGAAACUUGUCUGAGCGUGGUGCUGCUGUCUCUCGCCAUGGUCAUGGCUGGCUCAGGAAACCUAAAGGUUUUGCAGCUUUGUCGCUUCUUACACAUGAAAACGGGUGGUGAAAUGAACUAUGGUUUUCACUUAGCCCACCACAUGGCCCUUGGACUUCUAUUUUUGGGAGGAGGAAGGUACUCUUUGAGCACAUCAAAUUCUUCCAUUGCCGCUCUUCUCUGUGCCCUUUAUCCGCACUUCCCAGCUCACAGCACUGACAACCGGUAUCAUCUCCAGGCUCUCCGGCACCUCUAUGUGCUGGCCGCGGAGCCCAGGCUUCUAGUGCCUGUGGAUGUGGACACAAACACGCCCUGCUAUGCCCUCUUAGAAGUUACCUACAAGGGCACUCAGUGGUAUGAACAAACCAAAGAAGAAUUGAUGGCUCCUACCCUUCUUCCAGAACUCCAUCUUUUAAAGCAGAUUAAAGUAAAAGGCCCAAGAUACUGGGAACUGCUCAUAGAUUUAAGCAAAGGAACACAACACUUGAAGUCCAUCCUUUCCAAGGAUGGGGUUUUAUAUGUUAAACUCCGGGCGGGUCAGCUCUCCUACAAAGAAGAUCCAAUGGGAUGGCAAAGUUUGUUGGCUCAAACUGUUGCUAACAGGAACUCUGAAGCCCGGGCUUUCAAGCCAGAAACAAUCUCAGCAUUCACUUCUGAUCCAGCACUUCUGUCAUUUGCUGAAUAUUUCUGCAAGCCAACUGUGAACAUGGGUCAGAAACAGGAAAUUCUGGAUCUCUUUUCUUCAGUACUCUAUGAAUGUGUUACCCAGGAGACCCCAGAGAUGUUGCCUGCAUACAUAGCAAUGGAUCAGGCUGUAAGAAGACUUGGGAGAAGAGAAAUGUCUGAGACUUCUGAACUUUGGCAGAUAAAGUUGGUGUUAGAGUUUUUCAGCUCCCGAAGCCAUCAGGAGCGGCUGCAGAACCACCCUAAGCGGGGGCUCUUUAUGAACUCGGAAUUCCUCCCUGUUGUGAAGUGCACCAUUGAUAAUACCCUGGACCAGUGGCUACAAGUCGGGGGUGAUAUGUGUGUGCAUGCCUACCUCAGCGGGCAGCCCUUGGAGGAAUCACAGCUGAGCAUGCUGGCCUGCUUCCUCGUCUACCACUCUGUGCCAGCUCCACGGCACCUGCCACCUAUAGGACUAGAAGGGAGCACAAGCUUUGCUGAACUGCUCUUCAAAUUUAAGCAGCUAAAAAUGCCAGUGCGAGCUUUGCUGAGAUUGGCUCCUUUGCUUCUUGGAAAUCCACAGCCAAUGGUGAUGUGACCGUGUCUGGCGGUGAACCUACCCUGAAACGUGACUUCUGCACAAAAAACGUGACCAAACAUCAAAGCUAAAGCAAUGUUUAUAAAGUUUUAUGGUAUAACUAGGGGGAAAUGAGCUGCACAAACCUCAAUGUAUUUUAAAUCUGUUGCUGUCAUCAUUAACGUUAUAUGAUAUAUAAAAGCAAGUUAAAAUUUACUUUUGUAAAUAAAGUUUUUGGUUUGUUUUCAAAA
Gorilla gorilla gorilla (western lowland gorilla) is the source of this 6447-nucleotide messenger RNA. RefSeq names its product anaphase promoting complex subunit 1 (gene ANAPC1). Gene Ontology annotation, biological process: anaphase-promoting complex-dependent catabolic process; metaphase/anaphase transition of mitotic cell cycle; protein K11-linked ubiquitination. Gene Ontology annotation, cellular component: anaphase-promoting complex. The record is from RefSeq and is a predicted model, not a curated record. The transcript is spliced from 48 exons. Gene Ontology annotation, molecular function: molecular adaptor activity. Bases 383 to 6217 code for a protein of 1944 amino acids. Lineage: Eukaryota; Metazoa; Chordata; Mammalia; Primates; Hominidae.